This is a messenger RNA of Drosophila biarmipes, 1237 nucleotides long. It is a transcript of the gene MED21, whose product is annotated as mediator of RNA polymerase II transcription subunit 21. The transcript is spliced from 2 exons. Gene Ontology annotation, biological process: regulation of transcription by RNA polymerase II. The record is from RefSeq and is a predicted model, not a curated record. Gene Ontology annotation, molecular function: transcription coregulator activity. The coding region runs from base 147 to 620 and encodes 157 amino acids. NCBI's taxonomy places the organism in Eukaryota, Metazoa, Arthropoda, Insecta, Diptera, Drosophilidae. Gene Ontology annotation, cellular component: mediator complex.
UGUCGAUAUUCGUGGUAAGCUUAUGCACAUUUACUUUGAUUUUUGCCAGAAAAAAUGUACUAUUGACAAUUUGUUAAAAGCAAUAAAGAAGUUUUUCCAGAACUCCGUUAUGAAAAGCUUCAUAAAUAAACCACGAAUGAUAUUUAAUGUUUUUGUUACGUACAUGCUUUCGUCACCAAAAUUUAAUAAAUUUUAAAAUGUCCGAUAGACUUACGCAGUUACAAGACACUGUUAAUCAGCAAGCAGAGCACUUUUGCAACGCGAUUGGCGUUAUUCAGCAAACAUCUUUUCCUAGUAAAUUUACAAAUUUCGACCGCACUGGAUCUCAAACUCCCAACCCAUCUCAGCCGCAAGAGGACUAUGCCCAGCUAUUUGCCCAGUUAAUUGCUCGAUGUGCCAAAGAUAUUGACACAUUAAUAGAGUCAUUACCAAAUGAAGACAGUUCCAUUGAACUGCAAAAUUCUAGCCUCAAGAAACUUGAGAUUGAAAAUCAAGAAACUGCACAAGAACUUGAAGAAGUGGUACAAAAGGGCGAGCUAUUGCUUGAAAAAAUGCAGUCUGCAUUGGAGAACAUUGCUCAAGCCCAAUUAGAUAUGCAAAUAACUCUUAAAACAAAUUAAAAAUUUCCGCCAAAGUUAAAAAUUCCCUGCUUUUAUUUAAUAAUCUUGCUACAAAAUAAAUAAGAGUACCGAAAUAAUAUAAAAAAGAGGCAUCAUACGAAUAACUCAUUAUUAUUACGUCGCUUUGGUUCAGUGGUCUACUUAAUGAAUACACAUUCUAUAUUUUUUACAUUUGGCACGCAAAAUAAAAUCAAAAAAACUCAGCAAUGGCAUAUUGAAUUGCAGCGUGCCAAAUGUAAAAUUAUAGAAAGUGUAUUUAUUUAGUAGAUCAUAUAUUACAUUUUCGCAGAAGUUAAUAUCAGAACUUUUGAUUGUUGAAGGUGCGGUCGUCACUUCAGGUCAGGUUAAAAACCUCGUUAAGUUGUUUUUCUUUUAUAUUUAAACAAAUCAUUUUAGAUAAGUGUACACAUUUACAUAGUCUUUCGAAAAACCUUUCUAAAGACGUAUAGCACAUACUUAGCUAUUUAUACCGUUUUCUUGCCACUAGAUAGUUUUUUGAAAAGUGGUAGAACUAAUGUUUCUUAUAUUGAGCUGUUUAGAAUUCGUCUAGAAUUUUCAAGACUCUAAAAUAACGUUAAUAAAAAGAUAAAAUUUUCAAUUUGAGAGUACCCCUAAAA